Hippocampus zosterae (dwarf seahorse) is the source of this 1531-nucleotide messenger RNA. RefSeq names its product paralemmin-2-like. The transcript has 3 exons. Bases 623 to 1408 code for a protein of 261 amino acids. NCBI's taxonomy places the organism in Eukaryota, Metazoa, Chordata, Actinopteri, Syngnathiformes, Syngnathidae. The record is from RefSeq and is a predicted model, not a curated record.
CUUGAUUUGAUGUAUUGUUUGUGUACUAUUAUAAUCCAUAAAAAAAAUCUGCAUCUCGAAUAUCUGUGAUAGAGCUGCAAGGCAAAAAAGCGUCUUAAAGCGGACAAUCGCGUGACCGUACAUAUUGAUGUGGCGUUAUGAUAAUGUCCAUUUGCAGUGCCGUGGUUGUGGUUCACGUCGCUGACUAGAAUGCAGCUGUUGUCCGAUCAUUUCCCGCUGAAUCGUCAGCACGCCAUAGUUUCCCUGGAUUUUUUGGAUUUUUGACUUUCUUCCUCAUCUCCACUUGUUAAACUUGAAAACUCGGAGCUUCCCCACCACUCGCAUGCCUCCACGCGUCAUUUCUGAAAGACUCUCACCAAGCCCGCCUGCCUGUUAGUCAACGCCUGACUCAAGUGUCCUGGGCGGAGCUUUUGAAACCCCGUGAAGACCCCCCGCCCCCCCCCCGUUCAGUCCCAUUGGCAAGUUAUAUUUACUUGGUGGCAUGUUGCGCAAAUCCGACGGAUGUGCGCAUAGCUGAGAUGGUGGCUUUGUUGAUUUUUUUUUUCAACUCUCUCUCUCUCGACAUGCAAGGUAGCAUGAUGCGUGAAGGAUGAACCGCAAUAACUGAAGAAAGAGGCUGGCAAUGGCACAAAGACAAGUUCAAGAAAGUGGCAAGGAUGGGCGCUCAGUUUUGGGAAUGCUCACAGUGCAAGUGGAGAGGGACCCAAAGACAGGAGCCUCGGUUGUUAAGUCCGUAGCACCCGCGUCCGCACCGGACAGUCGUCCCCCGGCCUCCGCCAUCUUUGACGGCGAUCCCUCAACUGAAGAGCUGGGACAGAUUUUCAGCGCCGCGGAUGGCGUCGGGAUGCGAGCGAUGCUCGAUGAGGUCACGGUCACGCUAAAUGAAGCGGAUCCCGAGACGGCUGACGCGGAAGCCGGCGGAGGUCCGUUCAAACCAAUCCAGGCACCCGUCAAUCGAUCUGCGGCCAAAGAGAACCCCGGAAGGCCCGAGUCGGAAGAUAAAAUGACAAGAGAGGUCAGUCGUUUGAGCGCGCGAGGAGAGGAGCGUGCAAACGCCACGGUGGUUCGAGACGCGGCGGGAAAAGAGGUCACCGUGGAGGAUCGCGUUUUGGAGCAAAGCCCAAUCACGCUUGUGUUCCUGGGCUACGCUGAUUCUACCGCCGCCCAAGAAACCCCAGACAUGCUCAUCGCAGAAAGAGUGCUGAUCGCGGAUGACGGAGAAGAACCCCGCGUCGCAAAUCCAGAAGAGAGUGAAAGUGAAAUGGAUCGGGGCGCUCCCCAGAUGGGAAAAGAUCAAACAUCUCAAGUCCAGGAAGAUCAUGCUCAUCGGGAAGCCUCCUCCGCCACUGUUGAAGAGCGAAAAGGCCCUUCCAAGCGCAAGACCUGUCAUUGUUGCUCCGUCAUGUAAGACGUGAUCUCAUUUCAUCCUACGUAUUUCGAUGUAUUUUCUUAAUUUGAGGCCCCAUGAAGUCAAUGGACACGCAUUGGACUCUUCUGCCCAUCUGUUCCCUGCAUUUGACUCCUAGCGUCA